Messenger RNA from Carcharodon carcharias (great white shark), 1261 nucleotides. It is a transcript of the gene rpe, whose product is annotated as ribulose-5-phosphate-3-epimerase. The coding region runs from base 8 to 790 and encodes 260 amino acids. The record is from RefSeq and is a predicted model, not a curated record. The transcript is spliced from 6 exons. NCBI's taxonomy places the organism in Eukaryota, Metazoa, Chordata, Chondrichthyes, Lamniformes, Lamnidae. Gene Ontology annotation, molecular function: D-ribulose-phosphate 3-epimerase activity; metal ion binding. Gene Ontology annotation, biological process: pentose-phosphate shunt; pentose-phosphate shunt, non-oxidative branch; carbohydrate metabolic process. Gene Ontology annotation, cellular component: cytosol.
GCAGUGCAUGCCGGGGGGAGGGUCAGUCCCAGCAUGCUCGGUGUGGCGCGGCCUUCUGGCAAGUUAUAGUUCCGGGAUGGCGCACAGCUGCAAGAUUGGCCCCUCGAUUCUCAACAGCGAUCUGGCCCAGCUCGGGGCCGAGUGCAGACGGAUGCUGGACUGCGGGGCCGACUACCUGCACCUGGAUGUGAUGGAUGGACAUUUUGUGCCUAAUAUCACCUUUGGUCAUCCUGUGGUAGAAUGUCUUCGUAAGGAACUUGGGCAAGAACCCUUCUUUGAUAUACAUAUGAUGGUCUCAAAGCCAGAGCAGUGGGUGAAACCGAUGGCAGUAGCUGGUGCUAAUCAGUAUACAUUCCACCUUGAAGCAACAAAUAGCCCAGGGCCACUUAUCAAAGACAUUAGAGAAAACUGUAUGAAGGUGGGACUGGCAAUUAAACCAGGUACAACUGUAGAAGACUUAGCUCCAUGGGCAAAUCAGAUCGACAUGGCCUUGGUGAUGACUGUGGAACCUGGGUUUGGAGGUCAGAAAUUCAUGGGUGACAUGAUGCCAAAGGUCCAGUGGUUGAGAACACAGUUUCCUUCUCUGGAUAUUGAAGUUGAUGGAGGUGUGGGACCAGACACUAUUCAUAAAUGUGCAGAGGACUGGAGAAGAAACCUCAAUGGAAUCAAAACAACCUUAACUGAAAUGAAAACAGAAAAUGCUGGAAAUACUCAGCAGGUCAGGCAGCAACUGGAGAGAGAAACAGAGUUAAUGUUUCAUGUCUGUGACCUUCCCCCACCCUGCACCUGAAAUUUAAGUUGUGUUACUGAAAAAAUUGCAAUGUAUAAAUUGUGUAUCUCAAAAACAUUUACUGCAGGAGGACAACAUGGAUUUGAGGAUUACAACUGGCAGCAUCCAAGUUCAACUCCUGAUCUAAUAUCUGCAAUCGGGAUUACAAUUAGUUCUGUGCCCUAAAUUAAGUGAAAACCCAUGAAAUCAGCCAGGGCUUCCGAGUGCUAUCCACUCCUGAAAAUGCCCCUAGGACGUUAGUUGAAGGCAAGAUCCAACACAGUUGAGACAGUCCACGCCAGUAAAGAACCUAGAACAUUGUCUCAGAUGAUGGAUGAAGAACUAGCGGUCACACCCAUCCUUGAGUCUGCACCUUUUGAAGGGGAGGGAAGAAAUCAGCAACAGAAACAAUACAAAAGGUUCGCUUAACAUUGCUGAGAAGAUGGGUAGUUACAUUCAAAAGUAAUAAAAUAAAAAUUACUGCAAAAGUUA